Molecule: messenger RNA, 309 nt
Organism: Loa loa (African eye worm)
Lineage: Eukaryota; Metazoa; Nematoda; Chromadorea; Rhabditida; Onchocercidae
Exons: 2
Coding region: 1-309 (102 amino acids)
Source: RefSeq, a predicted model, not a curated record
AUGUACUUUUACGUAGAUGAAUAUAAUGGCUAUUACUACCGUUACGUUCCGUACGGUGGUGGAUUACUCUUUAUGAUCAUGAUUUUUCUUAUCUGUUGUUGCUGCUUAUUGAGUGCAAGCGAAGUUCCUCCCUACGGAUAUUACUAUGAUUGUAUGUGCUGUGGACCAUGUAUUCACUGUCGUCCUUUUUAUCGUCAUCAACAUCAUCUAAAUCCUGUUGUCGUGGUGCAAGAGGAAGUUGUAUUCGUUGAAUCCAAUUCACAGAAGGAUAGAAAACUUUCUGAAAUUGAUUUCACAGUUCUCGGAUGA